Messenger RNA from Helianthus annuus (common sunflower), 1947 nucleotides. Its product is annotated as scarecrow-like protein 15. The transcript has a single exon. Lineage: Eukaryota; Viridiplantae; Streptophyta; Magnoliopsida; Asterales; Asteraceae. Bases 250 to 1815 code for a protein of 521 amino acids. Gene Ontology annotation, biological process: regulation of DNA-templated transcription. Gene Ontology annotation, molecular function: sequence-specific DNA binding; DNA-binding transcription factor activity. Gene Ontology annotation, cellular component: nucleus. The record is from RefSeq and is a predicted model, not a curated record.
GUCAGCUCCUGACUUAAUAAUCCCCAAAAGCAAAAGUUUUAUAAAAAAACUUGAGGAUGAAGCUUCUACGUUAUGGCUCAAUCAAUCAAUCUUCUGACUCUCCUCCUCAACCCUGUGUUGUCAAUUCAAUGCACCUCAUGGCCAUUCACCAUGGCCGUCCAUACCCCACCACCACCACUUCUUAAAAACCCCUUCACCCUUCAUUUUUACUCACUUGCAAUAUACGUAACGUACGUUUACGUUUGAGUAAUGAAAUUGCCCUUUGCCUCAUCGCAAAACAACCUCAAUUCAACUCACAUCAAGCAAGAAGCUACAGGCGGUGGUGGUGGCGGUGGUGGUAGUAUCGGAAGCAUUCGAUACGAACCCAAAUCGGUACUAGACGUGCAACGGAGUCCACCAAGUCCAGUUACUGGUAAUAUUAAUAACAAUAAUAAUAAUAAUAUCACUAGUGUGUUUUCAUCAUCCGAGGAUCGGCUGCUCUUGGAUAAUAAUAUUAAUAUUCAUCAGUUUGAAGAAUGGGAUUCUCUCAUGAAGGAAUUAGGGCUUCAUGAUGACUCGACUAAGCCGGCUUACCAGCUUGAUCUCCCCGAGCUGCCGCCGAUACACACGGAAGCCGCGGCUCCAGCUACAGCUAUGUUCUUCCACUCUGAUUUCGAGAACUUGAACCCUAAUCUAAACGCGGUUGAUUUCAUGGGCCAAGAUGAUGACGAUAAUAAUAAUAAUUUCGUAGACGAGUUGAUUCGAAUCGCUGAAUGUUUCGAAACCCGGUCUAUCCAGCUAGCGCAAGUGAUUCUAACGCAGCUCAACCAGCGGCUCCAUGCGCCGACUGGAAAAGCGCUUCAACGAGCCGCGUUUUAUUUCAAAGAGGCGCUUCAGGCUCUACUCACCGGGCCAACUCGGGUGACUCAGUCGUCAUCAUCGUCUGAGAUUGUUCAAGCGAUUAAAGCGUACAAGACGUUCUCAAACGUCUCGCCGAUCCCGAUGUUCUCCGACUUCACCGCGAACCAGGCGAUGCUUGAGGCAGUGGACGGUGCGAUGAUCGUCCACGUCAUCGAUUUCGACAUCGGUUUAGGCGGUCAUCUAGCGUCGUUCAUGAAGGAGAUAGCUGAAAAAGGUGAGGUACAUAAAGCUAACACUCCAGCUGUUAGAAUCACCGCAAUUGUUCCAGAAGAAUACGAAACGGAAUCGAAAUUGAUCAGAGAUAAUCUCUGGCAAUUCGCUCGCGGUUUGAAACUACGAUUCGAUAUAGAGUUCGUCUCGUUUCGAACCUUCGAGUACUUAUCGUUUAAAUCGGUUAAGUUUAUGGAUGGCGAAAAGACGGCGGUUAUCCUCUCAUCAACUGUAUUCCACCGAAUUGGAUCCAGUUUCGGCUUCAUCAACGAUCUACGGCGAAUUUCGCCGCAUGUUGUCGUUUGCGUGGACGGUGAAGGACUGAUGGGAAGUGAACCGUCGCUUUUCCGGCAAACGGUUAUUGACGGUUUAGAGUUUUAUUCAACGUUGCUAGAGUCGUUGGAGGCGGCGAAUGUUGGUGGCGGUGGCGGGAGCGAGUGGAUUAGGAAGAUCGAGACGUUUGUGUUGUUGCCGAAGAUAACGGCGGCGGUGGAGGCGUCGGGGCGGCAGGUGGCGUCGUGGCGAGAGGCGUUUGUUAGGGCGGGGAUGAGGGCGGUUGGGUUGAGUCAAUUCGCCGAGUUUCAAGCGGAGUGUUUGUUGAGGCGGGUACAAGUUAGGGGGUACCACGUGGUGAAGCGGCAAGGGGAGAUGGUGCUUUGUUGGCACGAUAGGCCGCUUGUUGCGACAUCGGCGUGGAGGUUUUAGGUCAUGUAGUAAAACAAUAGUCGGAUACUAACGGGUGUAGGGUUAUAUUUUCGGUUUUCUUUUUUUUUUUUCUUAGUGUGAAAAAUAAAUUAAUACAGGUCCUAUAGUAUCGGGUGUUUCUCAUUUGACUCA